Molecule: messenger RNA, 629 nt
Organism: Balaenoptera acutorostrata (minke whale)
Lineage: Eukaryota; Metazoa; Chordata; Mammalia; Artiodactyla; Balaenopteridae
Product: histone H2B type 1-L-like
Exons: 1
Coding region: 249-629 (126 amino acids)
Cellular component (GO): nucleosome
Molecular function (GO): protein heterodimerization activity; DNA binding; structural constituent of chromatin
Source: RefSeq, a predicted model, not a curated record
CUAUUUUGAAAACGAAAGUUAUUUUUUCUGAUGGUGGGGGUGGGGAUAUCUAGUGUUAGUUCCAGUUAAACAGCCAAUCAAAAAGCAGAUUUGAAAUCACCUUAUUUGCAUAAAAGACUUCUACAGGCUGAUUUGACCCAAUCAGGAAUUGAGAUAGAUUAAGCACCUAUUUGCAUAGAAGCCCUACAAAAAUAGGCCAACAUUGUAACAGGUGUUGUCAGUUUUUGUCUGUUUGAUAACUGUACACCAUGCCUGAACUGGCUAAAUCUGCUCCUGCUUCCAAGAAGGGUUCUAAGAAGGCGGUGACCAAGGCGCAGAAGAAGGAUGGCAAGAAGCGCAAGCGUAGCCGCAAGGAGAGCUACUCCGUAUACGUGUACAAGGUGCUAAAGCAGGUCCACCCGGACACUGGCAUCUCGUCUAAGGCCAUGGGCAUCAUGAAUUCGUUCGUCAAUGACAUCUUUGAGCGCAUCGCGGGCGAGGCGUCGCGCCUGGCGCAUUACAACAAGCGCUCGACUAUCACCUCCAGGGAGAUCCAGACGGCCGUACGCCUGCUGCUGCCCGGGGAGCUGGCCAAGCACGCCGUGUCCGAGGGUACCAAGGCUGUCACCAAGUACACCAGCUCCAAGUAA